Plasmodium gonderi is the source of this 264-nucleotide messenger RNA. The record is from the annotation of a RefSeq genome assembly. Lineage: Eukaryota; Apicomplexa; Aconoidasida; Haemosporida; Plasmodiidae.
AUGGUAAAAUUAUAUUGGUUAAAAUUAUCUAUAAAUAAUAGGUAUAUAUUUAUUAAUUUUAAAUAUAAUAAAAAUAUAAUAUUAAAUAUAUAUAAUAAAAAUUUGUAUAUUUAUAAAAAAUGGUUAAAUUUAUAUAUAAAAGUAUAUAAUGGUUGUAAAUUUAUACCAAUUUAUAUUAAUAAAUAUAAAUUAUAUAAUAAAAUAGGUAAUUUUAUUUAUACUAAAUAUAUUAAAAAUAAAAUAAAAGAAUUAUUAUUAAAUUAA